Hyaloscypha bicolor E is the source of this 168-nucleotide messenger RNA. RefSeq lists its product as uncharacterized. Lineage: Eukaryota; Fungi; Ascomycota; Leotiomycetes; Helotiales; Hyaloscyphaceae. The transcript has a single exon. The annotation marks the transcript as partial. The record is from RefSeq and is a predicted model, not a curated record.
GGUGCCGACAGAUAUGAAAGGGCAGCCGAGCAAAUCGGCAGAAGCAUGGAUGACGUCUUUGCUUUUGCCAAAGAAUUCCAGGAAGCUAUGGACCUGCAACACCAAGAGGGAAAUUUCAACGAGGCUCGAGAUAGCUGGACCUACUCGGUCUGGGUCGAGCAGGAAUAA